AACAACGCCAACGCCCAUUCUCCGUCGUUUCAGCAUAUCACCCUUGUCGGAAUGAACUCUGUUUCAACCGAGUUUGCCACCCAUCGCCCCAAGCUCCAAAGUGCCCUCGAAGAUGACGAAGAUCCGCUCGCCGCUUUUGAAGAAGUGGUUCAGCUCUCCACCAAGUCAUCCCCAGCUCGCGUCUUCGCUCUUGAACAGACUCUCCGCGCGUUCUGCGAGGAUCCUCGCUACUCGGGAGAUCUGCGCUACCUUCGUCUUUGGAUGGAGUACGCGCGUGAAGUCAAUGCCGAGUCAGAAGCCAUAAUAUACGAGUGGUGCAUUUGGCGCAAGGUCGGCGUAGCAUCGGCACUCCUCUGGGAAGCCUGGGCAGCUAGUCUCGAGGUGAGGGGUCUGCAAGUUGAAGCAGAUAAAGCUUUCCGCACCGGUAUUUCUGCAAAAGCGCGUCCCGUUGAACGCCUCAAGAAACGUUAUGCCGAGUUUCAAGCCCGACAAUCCCCAUCUUCACGCCCAACACCAAAGCCACGACGAUCGUUCGCACCGAGUGGUUCUUCAGAGGUCGAUGCUUUGCGGAAGAACCCAUUCAAACACUUUCCAGCCUCAGCUCUUCCGCCGCCAUCCAAAGGCCAAGCGUCGAAAAUCAGCUCUGCAUCUACCUCGGCUACUGCAUCUGCAUCUUCUACCACACUAUCUUCUACAUCUAGCGCGUCUACUGUAACUCCGUCUUCUGCCGUGAAAUAUGGCCACUCGCGAUAUGCUCCUAUGCUUGCACCCCCAGUCCCGGGCCGACGGCCUGAAAAGCUUCGCUUUGAUCUGUCCCUCUUAUUUACUAGGGAAGGUGUUGAAUACAGUACUGCAGAGGUUCGUGCUCGCUCGAUGGGCCUUCUUGGCAAGAAAUGGGGUCCUCCAAAUCCUUCCGAGCUCCCUGCUUCCCCUGUACCGCCUUCAGGCAGUAACACCGGCGACAAGGGUGCGGGCAAAAUGAAGGUCAACUUCAAUGACGACGGUACACGAUCGACGCAAAACAUGGGUUGGAUGGCUUCUGGCAAGCGCAAGAGCUUUGCUGGCACGAAUGAGCCCACAGUCACGAUUAAUACGAAGGAAGCCCUUGCAGAUGUCUUUGGGAUGUACAACUCCCCAGAGCGAACUGUACGCUCUCGGAUAGGCGUUGGGGGGAAGCAUGCACCAGUCAAGAAGAUCGAACCGAUCAACCCAUUAUUGAAGCCCGUCACACCGUCCCACCCGACCCAAGGUUCUAAUGAAAACUCAACUCCGAAAGUUGCCAAUGAGGGUUUCACGCCGUUCAGGGACGAAAACGCUGGGUCGAAAGAGAAUAGCAAGACUCCGAUUGCGAAGUUCAAGCCGUUCGUCGACGGACAAGGCAACCCUCCCGCCAUCACUCCUGAACCUGGACGCCGAGCGCUGUCCAUCAAGGAUGCGAAGGGGCCUAAAGAGCCUUCACCAGCCUCGGAAACGAAGGGUACAUCGUCGUUGGAAGAGGGAAACGUAUUUGCACGCGUGUUUACGCCGGUGUCAACGAAGGAGCCCCUUACGCGGCCUGAAGCUGCUGCUUCUGAGGUCAGAGAACACCUCGAGAGCGUGUUCGCGCCACCAAGCAAAGAUAAGGUGGAUCCACCGCCAUCUACGACUCCUGCGUCGGGAGCGUUCAAACCAUUUGUCGACUCGGAUUCGAAAACACCGUUCAAGGUCUUUAGUCGUCCUGGCGCUUCAUCGGAGAAUGGCGGUUUGGGUGGAAAUAUAUUCACUCCCAAGCCGAGCGCAUUUAAACCACUUCGAGACAGCAAGCGCGUGCUUACGCAGCAAGAGCCUGUCGGGGAUGCGCCUCGCGCGUUCAAGCCAUUCCAAGAUGGCGGACUGGUCUCGUCUACACCCGCACAAGGGAAGAAUAUCGUCGGUCCUUCAUCCGAUGUCUCUUCUAGUGAUGACCAGGCAGAAUUCGCUGAUGAAGGUGGGUUCGUGUAUACGGAUGCCGAGGGUCAGCCGUCAUCCGUGUCAAGCGAAAGCCAGUUUGAAGAUGAAUACCAAGAAGUUGGCGAGGAAGCCGUGUACGACAUAGGCGAGGAGGACGAGGACGAGGAAGACGAUAGGCACAGGCAACCUCUGGGAGGACGAUUUGGAGCCAUCAAUGUGAUGACCCCCAUCACCGAGCGAACCUUCGAGUAUACGCGGAGUACGGCUGGGUUCCUGACACCGCACGGAACCGAUGCCGUCGAAGCGGCGGAACAGCUUGCUGCCGAGCUGAGAGAAGACAAUGAACAAGAACAGGGACAGAGAUAUGGCUAUAUGGACGAGGAUGGCGAGGAUGAAUUCAAUCCACCGAACGCAUCUGCAGAGUUCUUUGAAGAUCGGACGGGAACCCUCAGUCUUGGUGAUACGCUUGCUCUCGUUUCAUCAUUUAAGCCGCCAAACCCAUGCAAUCCUUUCGAUCCGGCCAUCAUGUCCAAAGUGCUCUCGCUGCUUCCUCUGGAGCAGGAAUUCUACGACCUGCGUGACGAGGAAGCAGGGAUGCUUGGGGACUUGCAGAGGUUUGCGGCAAAGAAAACUAAAAGAGGCGGCAGUAGCGGCCGGGGCUUCGACGAUGACAGCGGCAUUCUCAUGAGCUUGGGCGGGAAAGCGUUCAAGGUGACCGAGAAACUUGGCGAAGGCGGCUUUGGCUCCGUGUUCGCUGCACGAGAUCUUAAGCGCCCUGCAGGCGAGGACGAGGAUGAAGACGACUUCGAUCUCGACGAUGACGAUGAUGAAGACUCAAAGGUCGCUCUCAAAGUGGUCAAGCCGCGGAAUCUCUGGGAGUUCCAUGUACUCCGGAGGAUACACCGUACUGUUCCCGAAGCCAUACGUCGAACGAUCAUUUAUCCUCUUUCGUUGCACGUCUUCAGGGACGAGUCCUACCUUUCGCUGCCGCUAUGCUCGCAGGGAUCCCUCUUGGAUAUUGUUAACAGAGCUAGCUCUGCAGGCAUCUCGCAACAGGGCGCGUGCCUCGACGAGUUGCUCGUGUUCUUCUUCACCAUCGAGCUGCUCCGCUUCCUCGAAGGCAUGCAUAGUUCAGGAUUCAUACACGGCGACCUCAAAAUUGAUAACUGCCUCCUCCGACUCGAAGACAUCCCUUUGGGUGAUGGCCCGCUCGCGCCAAUGUACGGUUCUGGUGGCGAAGGCAACUGGAGAUACAAGGGCCUGGCCGUGAUCGACUUCGGGCGGGCCAUCGACACAGCGCUGUUCCCGCGCAGCCAACGGUUCGUCGGCGACUGGUCCACAGACGCGCGUGACUGCCGCGAGCUGCGUGACGGCCGGCCCUGGACGUACCAGACGGACUACUUUGGCCUCGCAGGUAUUAUCUAUUGUAUGCUUUUCGGCAAGUACAUCGAAGACUCGGCCCUCGCUCCCACGAUGGAUGACGCAGGACGUGAAUGCCUCAAGAUCGCGACGCCGUUCAAGCGCUACUGGCAGUCGGAUUUAUGGACUCGUCUCUUCCAUAUUCUUCUGAAUUCUGCCCAGGUCGGACUUGACGGUCAGCUCCCACUAUGUGAAGAGCUGGCGGAGAUCCGGCAGGAGAUGGAAGCCUGGCUGCAAGCCAACUGUAACCGAAGCAGCAACACGCUGAGAGGUCUUUUGAAAAAGAUCGAGGUUUCGCUAUUUUCAUGAUAAUGUCCCUUUCUUCUCCAUUAUGAUAGCAACACAUUUCAAAGUUCGAUGUUUCUCCGUUGGUUUCCGUUCAUACCAGUUUAUCUCAACACUUGCCGCUCAAUUGAUGAGUAAACGAGGCGUACGUUGCUUUU
This is a messenger RNA of Coniophora puteana RWD-64-598 SS2, 3791 nucleotides long. RefSeq lists its product as uncharacterized. NCBI's taxonomy places the organism in Eukaryota, Fungi, Basidiomycota, Agaricomycetes, Boletales, Coniophoraceae. The record is from RefSeq and is a predicted model, not a curated record. Gene Ontology annotation, biological process: mitotic spindle assembly checkpoint signaling; protein phosphorylation; meiotic sister chromatid cohesion, centromeric. The transcript is spliced from 4 exons. Bases 52 to 3657 code for a protein of 1201 amino acids. Gene Ontology annotation, molecular function: protein kinase activity; ATP binding.